Messenger RNA from Perognathus longimembris pacificus (Pacific pocket mouse), 3261 nucleotides. It is a transcript of the gene Cdc23, whose product is annotated as cell division cycle 23. The coding region runs from base 40 to 1833 and encodes 597 amino acids. The transcript is spliced from 16 exons. Lineage: Eukaryota; Metazoa; Chordata; Mammalia; Rodentia; Heteromyidae. Gene Ontology annotation, cellular component: anaphase-promoting complex. The record is from RefSeq and is a predicted model, not a curated record. Gene Ontology annotation, molecular function: protein binding. Gene Ontology annotation, biological process: cell division.
UCUCGCGGGUGAUUGGGUGGAGAGACCCAAGUGAAGAAGAUGGCUGCGAGCAGCUCGGUGGUGGCCGUGGCGGGGCCGGCGGCCGCGAUGCCCGGCUUGUCCGCGAACGCAGAUUUCUCGGAUUUGCGAGAAAUUAAAAAGCAGCUGCUGCUCAUUGCAGGUCUUACUCGGGAGCGGGGCCUGCUGCACAGCAGCAAAUGGUCGGCGGAGUUGGCCUUCUCGCUCCCGGCGCUGCCCCUGGCGGAGCUGCAGCCGCCGCCGCCCAUCACCGAGGAGGAUGCCCAGGAUAUGGAUGCUUACACCCUGGCCAAGGCCUACUUUGAUGUUAAAGAAUAUGAUCGGGCAGCACAUUUCUUACAUGGCUGCAAUAGCAAGAAAGCCUAUUUCCUGUUUAUGUAUUCCAGAUAUCUGUCUGGAGAGAAAAAGAAGGAUGAUGAAACAGUUGAUAGCCUAGGUCCUCUGGAGAAAGGACAAGUAAAAAAUGAGGCUCUUAGAGAAUUGAGAGUGGAGCUCAACAAAAAACAUCAAGCUCGGGAACUUGAUGGAUUUGGUCUUUAUCUGUAUGGUGUUGUGCUUCGAAAACUGGACUUGGUGAAAGAGGCUAUUGAUGUGUUUGUGGAGGCUACUCAUGUUUUGCCUUUGCAUUGGGGAGCCUGGUUAGAACUCUGUAACUUGAUCACAGACAAAGAGAUGCUGAAGUUCCUCUCUCUACCAGACACCUGGAUGAAAGAAUUUUUUCUGGCUCAUAUAUACACAGAAUUGCAGUUGAUAGAAGAAGCCCUUCAAAAAUAUCAGAAUCUCAUUGAUGUGGGCUUUUCUAAGAGCUCAUAUAUUGUUUCCCAAAUUGCAGUUGCCUAUCACAAUAUCAGAGAUAUUGACAAAGCCCUGUCCAUUUUUAAUGAGCUAAGGAAACAAGACCCUUACAGGAUUGAAAAUAUGGACACAUUUUCCAACCUUCUUUAUGUCAGGAGCAUGAAAUCAGAAUUGAGUUAUUUGGCUCAUAACCUUUGUGAAAUUGAUAAAUAUCGUGUAGAAACUUGCUGUGUAAUUGGCAAUUAUUAUAGUUUACGUUCUCAGCAUGAGAAGGCAGCCUUAUAUUUCCAGAGAGCCCUCAAGUUGAAUCCUCGAUAUCUUGGGGCAUGGACCCUUAUGGGACAUGAGUACAUGGAAAUGAAAAACACGUCUGCUGCUAUCCAGGCUUACCGACAUGCCAUUGAAGUCAACAAGAGGGACUACAGAGCCUGGUAUGGCCUCGGGCAGACCUAUGAGAUCCUUAAGAUGCCAUUUUACUGCCUUUAUUAUUACAGACGAGCCCACCAGCUUCGGCCUAAUGAUUCUCGUAUGCUGGUUGCCUUAGGAGAGUGUUAUGAGAAACUCAAUCAACUAGUGGAAGCCAAAAAGUGUUAUUGGAGAGCUUAUGCUGUGGGUGAUGUCGAGAAAAUGGCUCUUGUGAAACUAGCAAAGCUUCAUGAACAGUUGACUGAGUCGGAACAGGCUGCCCAGUGUUACAUCAAAUAUAUUCAAGAUAUCUAUUCCUGUGGGGAAAUAGUGGAACACUUGGAGGAAAGCACUGCUUUCCGCUAUCUGGCCCAGUACUAUUUUAAGUGCAAGCUGUGGGAUGAAGCUUCAACUUGUGCCCAGAAGUGUUGUGCAUUCAAUGAUACCCGGGAAGAAGGUAAGGCCUUGCUCCGACAAAUCCUACAGCUUCGGAACCAAGGAGAGACUCCCACAACUGAGAUGCCUGCUCCCUUCUUCCUCCCUGCUUCACUGUCUGCUAACAAUACUCCCACCCGCAGAGUUUCUCCGCUCAACUUGUCUUCAGUCACACCGUAGUGGUUACCUUAAGUCAGCACAUUCCACUAAACCCCUUGUUAAGCUUUAAGUAAUGGCCAUGUCUGUUUUCCCAAGGACCUCAGCUCUCCUCAUUUCUACAGGUGAAAACAGGUUUAGGGAGUUAGAGGAUGUUUGUCUUUUGUUAGAAGCACUUCUAUCUUUCCUGUUCAGAGUGGUUAUAAUUCCUGACCUUUUUUCCAGAGCCUCCUCUGCACUCAUGAAAAUAUCCCUUGUAUAGCACUUUAGUACAGGCCAUCCUACAGGCAGAGUUUUAAUGCUGCCGGGAAUGAGGCAGACACUAGAUAAAUCUGGCAUUCCACCCUCUUGGGUGGAGAUGGGGAGCAGAUCAGGCAGAGGCAGAGUUCUGCAUUAGACAAAAAUGAGUUUUUAAUUUUGGAGGAUUGUUUGGGGCUGGCACUUGGGCUUAAACUGAGAGCCUCAGCUCUAACUUAGCUGUUUUGCCCAAAGCUGGCACAACUCCACUUCUGGCUGCUGGUUAUUUGGAGAGAAGUCUCUCAGAUUUGGCUGCCAUAGCUAGUGGCUGGUUCAUAUUAAGAUGUCAACCAAGAUUACAGGCAUGACCACACCUGUUUUUUUUUAAUUCCUUGCUAUUUGAGACAAGGUCUCACUAAAUUGCCUAGCCUGACCUCAACCCGGUCCUCCAGGCAAAGCUCUCAUGCUGGGAUUAUAAGUACUGGCCAGUGUCAAGAUGUGACCUUGUGAAUUGGCUGAGUAUAACCUGUAUUUUGAUGUCACUGAAUAUGUUUACAUAUAGUAGAUCUGUACAUGUGUUCUUACUCUAUACAAGAUAAUUCUUUGAAAUACCUUUGGAAAGGAGUCUUCUAGAAGCUUUCAAAUUGGAAAUGACUUAGGAUUGAAUAGAACAGUGUCUGAACUAUUGAUGCCCUUUCCUAGGGCAAAAGUAGUUCACUAUUAGCUAUAACCAACACAGGACCCUUGGAAAGAGGAAUGCAACCUUUCUCGUGCCAGUAAUGAGGCUUAAACUCAGGGCCUCACACUUAUUUGGCUUUUUUGCCCAAGGCUGGCACUGUACCACUUGAACCACUAUUCCAUUUCCAGGAUUACAGAUAAUUUCAUGGACAUUUGAAAAUAACUAUAGGUAAAAAUAAGUGUUCUUCAUGCUGGUCUUUCUCUUAUCUGUAAGAGAAUGCUUUUUUUUUUUCCAGCCUUAUCUACCUAGACAAAGUAAAUUGGAAUUAUUGUUAGGGUGUCCAUUGAGGGUUUCAGGAGGCCUGUGUGUGUGUUCAGUAGAUAAUAUGCUAUUUGUCUGUUGUAAUGAAUUUGUACAUUAGAUGCUAUGGGCUCUUCUGAGCAUAAGAUCUAGCCUUGUCUUGUUCCUUGAACGUUUUACUCCCUACUCCCCUUCUAAUGUAUGGUACUUCAUUUUGUAUUAAAAGCUUAAGAUUA